AUGGCGGCCGAGGUCGCGGCGCUGCCACUGGAGAACCUCACCGGCGAGCUCGACGAGCUAGGCGAGCCGGAGUUUCGCGGCUACCUCGUCCGCUCACAGGCCGCCCAGGAGAUUGUGCGCAUCUUGGUGGGCCUGGCUGAGAGUGAGGCGCGGCCCGAGGAUCCGGUGAAGCUGCUGCGCGACCUCUUUGAUGCUGAACUCACACUGACGGACGAGGCAAAGGAGGACGUCGGAGAGCUUCUCGCAGAAAAUGCGCGCCUCAAGGAGGACGUGGCCGCCUACUCCAGCCAGUUGGACCUACUCUUGGCUAAAAUCCCCGCGGCGGACCUCGCCAUCACCAACGUGCGAAUAGCUCAGCCGAGGACGGAAGGGGAGGAACCGGCAGCGGGCGAAAGCGAGCGCUUUCUUCGUAUCCAACUGUCUGCGCCGCAACCCGAAGACGAUGCACAGACCGUUCAGACCGAGGCAGUCGGUGCAGGGGAGGAGAUGGCGUUUGAGGAGGCGCUCAAGCUUCGCCUCCCCGCGGGCAGGGAUGCUCCGCCGACCUUGGUGGUUCAGCUUUGUUCGACGGAGCACGAUCAGCCGCUUGCAACCGCGUCAAUCAGCCUGCCCGACGCAGAUUCCGGUGAGGUGUCGGACAUAGUGCUAGUGCCAGUCGAGAGCGGCGCGAGCCUAUCCUACUCCUUUGCUCUCACCCCCGUUGUGGAGCCGGAGGAGCCUACUGACGCGGAGCCUGACGGCGAGUCGGCCGGGUAA
Emiliania huxleyi CCMP1516 is the source of this 756-nucleotide messenger RNA. RefSeq lists its product as hypothetical. The transcript is spliced from 2 exons. Bases 1 to 756 code for a protein of 251 amino acids. The record is from RefSeq and is a predicted model, not a curated record. Lineage: Eukaryota; Haptophyta; Isochrysidales; Noelaerhabdaceae.